AUGCCGCAGAGCUGCCUUCGAGUGGAGAAUGUUUGCCUCGUCCCGAACCACAAUCGAACAGAUGUGGGUCUCUGGGAUGGUGUGAUCGCGUGGAAUGCCACGAAGUUUCCAAGUCGCACAGCCUCCUUUCUCAUCGCAGCACCGACAGUUCAUGACAAAGUUCGGACUGCGUUGCAAACCUCACCGGAAUCGGAAGGCGCAGUGUGUGCCAUCAACAUGCGCGAGAUGUUCUCAGGUUUGGAAACCAAGCGUUGCUGCGAAGAAGAAACGGAGGCAUCUUGCUUGUCGUGUUGUGAAAAGCAUUUCAUAUUGCGGGGCCAGAAAUGCGUAGAUGUCUGCAGCACCAUGUGCUCUUUCGGAUGGUCUGGUAAUCAAAAAGUUCCGCAAUGCCCCGAGAAACUUGGUGCGGAAGAAGGCGGUGCUGAAGAGUGGUAUGCAGAAGAUCCAAUGAAAGACCGACCUCGGCCAGCAGUACCAGACACGAAAGCCGAUAACAAGAAGAAGGUGGACAAAGCCAUUUCGUUGGGGUUCUGA
Molecule: messenger RNA, 534 nt
Organism: Symbiodinium sp. CCMP2456
Lineage: Eukaryota; Dinophyceae; Suessiales; Symbiodiniaceae
Source: the annotation of a GenBank genome assembly